Hibiscus syriacus is the source of this 1180-nucleotide messenger RNA. RefSeq names its product copper chaperone for superoxide dismutase, chloroplastic/cytosolic-like. The transcript is spliced from 7 exons. The record is from RefSeq and is a predicted model, not a curated record. Gene Ontology annotation, biological process: removal of superoxide radicals. Gene Ontology annotation, molecular function: superoxide dismutase activity; copper ion binding. The coding region runs from base 363 to 1049 and encodes 228 amino acids. NCBI's taxonomy places the organism in Eukaryota, Viridiplantae, Streptophyta, Magnoliopsida, Malvales, Malvaceae.
CGGGCUAAGUCACGACUCUCGACGAACUGCACCUUCACCUAACCAUUUGGUCCGUGUCAGUAAAAGAACAACCAUACUAAAGCAAUGGCAUUUUUGAGGUCGCUGACCCCAGCAACUGCCAUAGCCGCUGCCUCUGCUCUGCCCACGGCCUUCUCUUUCUCUUCUUCUUCUUCUUCAUCCUCCUGCAAAUCCUCUCGUCUUCCCAAUACCAAAAGCCUACCUUUCCUCUCUUCACCACCCAAUCGCUUAGGCCUUACAAGGAACUUCACCCCUUCUCCCACUGCUCUUAACAUGGAUUCUCCCCCAUCUUAUCACAACCCAUCUCAGGAAAGCGGGUCCUGCCUGACGUUCUUACUGAGUAUAUGGUGGAUAUGAAGUGUGAAGGUUGUGUUAAUGCGGUCAAGAAUAAGUUACAAACAAUUGAUGGAAUCAAAAGUGUGGAAGCGGACUUGAGCAAUCAAGUGGUGAGAAUACUUGGUUCUUCGCCUGUGAAAACCAUGACCGAAGCGUUCGAGCAGAUUGGUCGAAAUGCUAGAUUAAUAGGCCAAGGCGUGCCGGAAGACAUUUUAGUUUCUGCAGCUGUUGCUGAGUUCAAAGGCCCCAAAAUUUUUGGUGUAGUUCGAUUGGCUCAAGUGAGUAUGGAACUGGCUAGGAUUGAAGCCAAUUUUAGUGGUUUGUCACCAGGAAAACACGGUUGGUCAAUUAAUGAAUUCGGUGAUCUAACAAGAGGUGCUGCCAGUACAGGGAAAGUGUUUAAUCCACCAAAUGGAGGAACUGCUAAAGAGCCGAUUGGCGACCUGGGAACAUUAGAUGUGGAUGAGAAUGGUGAGGCUUUUAAGACUUGUGUCAAACAGCAACUCAGAGUUGGCGAUCUCAUCGGGCGGUCGAUAGCUGUAUAUGAGACUGAAGAUAGAUCAGAUCCAGGUCUGACAGCUGCAGUGAUUGCCCGAAGUGCUGGAGUAGGGGAAAACUACAAGAAGAUAUGUGCAUGUGAUGGCACCACCAUCUGGGAAGCCACUGACAAAGAUUUUGUCACUAGUAAGGUCUGAGGAUUUAUGGAAGUAAGUUAUAUGUACUUGUUUACAUAGUUUCUUGCCGUCUUAAUGACUUAUAAGAACGAUCUGAGAAACAGAGUGAAAAGCUCUACAAUAAAAUUGAUGAUUACUAAGCUUUAUUAUUA